CAGGCUCUCCUGAAGGAGUCUCGUCCUGACGGGCAAGUUCAGACACACAGGUAAAGAAGGUAAAGAAGGUAAAGAAGGUAAAGAAGGAGUGAUUGAAGGAGUGGCGGUGCAGCAGCAGUGAUGAGGUCAUGAGGAGGAGGUUCAGGUUGUCUCGGGUGGAAACUUUAUGGAACUUUUCCUGAAGUCUGUCUUCAGUCUGCGACCAUAAGAGAGCUCUGUAGGAGGAGAGAAGGUUGACUGUUUACUGAGCAGCAGCAGCAGGAGGAGCAGCAGGAGCAGCAGCAGGAGGAGGAGGAGGAGCAGGUUGGAUUCUCGCUUCUUUCUGGAGACAUUAACUCGGUAUUGUUGGAUAUCCUGAAGCUUCUGGUCGUGCAUAUGUUGCUGUAAUGAGAUCUGGAGGAAUCUAACUACCUGCCAUGGAGGAGAAAGCUUAGAAACACUGCUGGACGAAGAGGUGGAAUUAACUACAUGACACCACAAGGGCAACGGCUAGACCAGGGGUCAGAGCUCUCACACAGCCACCAUGCGCAGAUUCAACUCCGAGGGAUCCUCCUGGAUCUGGACUUCUUCCCGUGGAGGAAGGUGGUGCUGAAGAACCCAGAUUAUGACAACAACCGGGAGUCCGGCACUUACACGCCUCACACGGAGGAAAACGAGCAGGACGGAUGUUUGACUCCCACCAUCCAGGAGCCCAGAGCGAGUCCCGGCGAUGCGGGGAAGAAGAAGAAGCUGAAAAAGGAGCACAGCAUCAGCGUGGAGAACCUGACCGAGCUGGGGAAACAGGACAAGAACCACCUGGGAAUCGGUGCCCUCGACGAAGGAUGCAGGGCCUACAGCGACGGCCAGCUGGCGCCGGGCGCCCAGGGCAGCACGGAGAGCAUGGACAGAGACGACCAGCCUCCUCCGUCUCCUUCCUCCUCCUCCUCCAACCCCUUCAGGUUCCAGCACCGCCACCAGCACAAAGCCAAACUAUCAGCUGCUAAACUGCACCUCAAGAGUCUGUUUGGGCAGGUGGACCCGCUUCAGUUUCAGUCUGUAGAGCAGCAUAGAGGCAGCUUCUUCUUACAGAUAGGAUCCAGAUUAAAGAGUCCUCAUUCCUCAAACUCCAACCUGUCCAACACAGAACAGAAAGACAGCCCUACAGAGAGGAGGUCUCGCCUGCUCUUCAUGCGUCAGUGGAGUCUGGUGGGCCAAAGCAAGAAGAGGAAGAUCGCCGGAGAAGAGCUGGAGAAAUGGGCCGAUUCCCUCAACGCCCUGCUGGACAGCCAAACUGGUCUCUCAGUGUUCGGAGCGUUCCUGCGUUCAGAGUUCAGCGAGGAGAACCUGCAGUUCUAUCUGGCCUGUGAGCAGUACCGACACUCGUCCAACAACUUCAGCCUGCAGAGGAGGGCCAAGGAGAUCUGCUCCACCUACAUCCAGCCCGGAGCUCCCCGCGAGGUGAACCUGGACAGUAAGACCAGAGAUCUGACCAUCCAGCUGCUGCAGGCUCCCUCUCACACCUCCCUGUCCCACGCUCAGAAACGCAUCUACUCACUGCUGGACACGGACUGCUACCCCCGCUUCCUCCAGUCCAACAUCUACCUGUCCUUACUCCGAGAGGACGACUAGAGGACACGUGUUGAUGAACCUGGACACAGACUGCUACCCCCGCUUCCUCCAGUCCAACAUCUACCUGUCCUUACUCCGAGAGGACGACUAGAGGACACGUGUUGAUGAACCUGGACACAGACUGCUACCCCCGCUUCCUCCAGUCCAACAUCUACCUGUCCUUACUCCGAGAGGACGACUAGAGGACACGUGUUGAUGAACCUGGACACAGACUGCUACCCCCGCUUCCUCCAGUCCAACAUCUACCUCUCCUUACUCCGAGAGGACGACUAGAGGACACGUGUUGAUGAUGAACCUGGACACAGACUGCUACCCCCGCUUCCUCCAGUCCAACAUCUACCUCUCCUUACUCAGAGAGGACGACUAGAGGACACGUGUUGAUGAUGAACCUGGACUUGUGGAGAAGGAACAGUGGGCUCAGUGGUUUCCAGGACUUCCUAAAUAUUGUCGAUCAUUAACCUAAAUAUGUCUUCAAGAGAUGGUUCGUUUAAAAAUGUAUAUAUCUGGAGAAGAUCUUGAUGGCCUUUAGACACUGUGUGUAAGAAUUAGUCAGUUAAAUGAGUAUGCUUUCUUUUGGAGAGUGAGAUGUCCAAAUUAAUAUUUCAUGCCUUUGUGUUUCCCCCAUGCUUCCAGUAUGUAUGCUGUCCUCCGCUAAGCUAAUCAAGUCCUUAAAAAUAGAUUCACGUCCUUUCAUCCUACUUUUGGGGAAAAAUAAGCUUAUUUCCCAAAAUGUUAAAAUUCCUUUAUUUGGUUUCUUUGGAAAAACAAAGAUGACAGUUUUGUUUCCUGGACUUCCCGUAACCUGUGAAACUAUGCAGCUCUCAUUUGAAUCAUUAAACGUCCUCCCUGUAAGCAGCUAAUGUUCCUCUGCUGACGCAAAGGAAAAACCAGUUCAGCGGGAAUGAGAAUGAGCUCUUUGCUGAGAAAAAAGGUCAAAGUACUACUGCGAGUUACUAAUCCGGCAAAGGCGGGAAAUCUGAGCUAAUUGACUCUGACGGGUGAAAUGACGACGCAGCUGCAGAGAGUUCAGUCUGUUCUAACAAAGACAAACUAUAAACGCAUACAAAGCCUCAGAAAACACUCUGUAAUUUAAGACAGUUCUUUGUAAUGUUGAGGAGCAUUUCCUUGAAUGUUGAUCCUAUAAAAAUUGAAUAAUGAGGAAGAACAUUUGAAAGAAACAGAUACGUGUUUGUAAGGUGAGAGUUUUUAAAGAGAAAUGAAAUAAAAUCCAGUUUUUGUAGCGGACGGGUCUGUUGAUUCUUCAGUGAUGCAGAGAUGGAGAUCAGCGUUCAGCGGUGGAUUCAGAGCUGCAGUUACAGCACAUCUGCUCCGUAGUCUCCGUGACGUCAUGACGAGGUUUCUAUAGAGCCGCUGUGAAGCUCCAAGUGGGAGGAUCUUGGUCCGCGGCACAACUCCCGGCUAAAGAGGUGGAGCUAAGGCGGUCCGGGUGACGUCUGGUACGACACCCACCUGUCACUCAAAGCGGCCACGCCCUCAUUAAUGCCGAACUUUAAAGCUGCAGUAGUCAGUAUAUUUUUGGCAUCAUUUGGCAAAAAUCCCAUAAUAACCUUUCAGCAUAUUGUAAUUCAAGUGUUCUGAGAGAUAACUAGACUUCUGCUCCUCCUCAUGGCUCUGUUUUCAUGUUCUGUUUUCAUGUUCUGUUGUUGUCACUAACGGGGAAAUCAGCCGUAGAGACCAAAAGCGUUUCUUGUACCAGACUGUAAACAUGUUUAUUUCUGUUGUAAAGUUAACAUCUCCGGGGUCUACGGGGAAUGAAUAAAGUACAUCGCUAAAUGAAACAAUAUAAUGUGUAACAUAAUAAAACCUUCGCUGUGCUCGUAUUAAAGUCCCCAUCAAGUGUUCUUGUAGUAAAGUACACGUGCCAUAAGAUGGAGACAGCUACACUAACGUACAGCUACGCUAACGUACAGCUACGCUAACGCCAACGUACAGCCACGCCAACGUACAGCUACGCUAACAUACAGGAACUUAUUUCAUUUCACCACAAUUUCUGCACAUGAAGUGAACCGGUCAGAUACAGGAAGUGUGUUUGUUGGCUAUGACAGCGUGAUGUUGUAGAUAUUCAAAU
Molecule: messenger RNA, 3697 nt
Organism: Sebastes umbrosus (honeycomb rockfish)
Lineage: Eukaryota; Metazoa; Chordata; Actinopteri; Perciformes; Sebastidae
Product: regulator of G-protein signaling 8
Exons: 7
Coding region: 469-1608 (379 amino acids)
Source: RefSeq, a predicted model, not a curated record